AAAAACUCCUCCUUCUAAAAUCAAACCCCUUUCCCAAAAAAAAAAAAGAGUUACUGAAAAAAUGAAGCCCGCGAUUAUUCUCAAUCUCUCUGAUAUCUGGUAGCGAUGACCCGUCACCUUCGUAUUCAAGCCUUCCAGGAGAUCCAGGCAGGGUCCGGGAUCGAUUCAACGUCCACGAUCGCAGGAGCUAGCGGAAUUAUUCAAUCUCUCUCAUCAGCUUCAGAGAUGGAGAAGAAUCCCUUUGUUCAAGCGGGAGACUUGCCCACUUACAUGGGUGAGAUUCCGCGUGCCUCUCCAUUUCCUAAUCCCUUUGAUCAAGCAGGAGCAAUUGAUGGUGGCGUGGAUCAAUUGAAGGAUUCUUGUCGUUUUAUUCCGCUGUGUCACAUAUUAAAAGCGACUAAUGACUUUGACGAUGCAUUAGUUACUGGAACUGGGGGAUUUGGUAAGGUAUACAAAGCGAGCAUUGACGAUGGUGCUUCAACCACCGUUGUUGCCAUAAAGCGGUUGAGUGCCGAGUCCAAUCAAGGUGCUGAAGAAUUUUGGACGGAGUUAAAGUUGCUUUCAAAGUUGCGGCAUAAUAAUCUCGUUUCGCUCAUCGGUUAUUGCGACGAGAAUCAGGAGAUGAUUAUUGUUUACGACUAUAUAGCUCGGGGGACUCUCGCCAGUCAUCUUUACAAAACAAGUACUAGAAAAGAAAGCGGUGGAAGUAGAUCUCACCUAACAUGGGAGCAGAGGCUCAACAUUUGCCUCGACGCUGCACGUGGACUCGACUACCUUCAUGGUACCUUACACGGUAUCAUACACCGAGACGUGAAGAGUGCAAACAUUUUGUUGGACGAUCAUUUGGUAGCAAAGGUUUCUGAUUUAGGAAUAUCUAAAAGCACUACUACCCUUACAGCAACCCACGUUAGCACAUGCGUCAAAGGAACUUUUGGAUAUUUGGAUCCAGAUUACUUCAAGACCUGUCGACUAACCAAGAAAUCUGACGUUUAUGCUUUCGGCGUGGUGUUGUUGGAAGUCUUGUGUUGUCGGCCAUCAAUAGAUCAACGACUCUCCGAGGAGCAAAUUAGUCUAGUUCAUUGGGCAUUAAAGAACAUCAAAAAGGGAAAGCUUGACAGAAUCAUUGAUCCCUCUCUGAGUGGUGACACAACACGACAUAGUCUUAAGUACUUUGCCGAACUUGCCAACAAGUGUUUACAUAAUCAACCAAAGAAAAGGCCUACAAUGGCUGAAGUAGUGGAGAGCCUUAAGAUUGCAUUGGUGUCGCAUGAGCGCAAGGGGAGAUCGCAGGGAACUACUGCAAAGGCGUGGACGUUAGGAAGCCUUCUCUCGCGACGCAGAAACCCCUUGCUCGUUCCGUCGCCGGAGAUUCAGAAGAGCUCGAUUACCGUCAACGGUGGCGGGAAGCCAACCAAGCGGACGACGACAGCGCUUCUCGUCGCCAAUUCAAAGGCAUUUGACGACUUCGAGGCCCGGUCGAAGGAAACAUUUAUGAUUCACCAGGAAAAAUUAGUAAAGAAGGAGGAAGGAUUUACGAAUGAGCAUUUAUCUGAUCAUGUGUUUGCCAAUUCGAAGAAAAAUAAGGGCAACAACAAGACGGUGAAUAAGUUCUACAGCAAAAGGGGAAUUGGUCAUUGGGAUUCAAUGGAACUCAAACAUUCGGCGACGUUCAAGAAGUUGGAAAUGGACCCAGAGAAUAAAAACAACAGAGCAUACCAUAGUGGCGUUCUUGUCUCUAAUUCCGAAAAGAGAAAAACGAUCGAGGCAUUAAAGAGACUGCAGGGGAGUCUAGUUUCAAUAUUGCGACUUGAAGAUUACGACACUCCCUUUCCAUACCAGUUGACGGUCUUGGGAAUGUCUAAAAUCAUUCCUGGCUUGUUGUCGAUCUGUGGGGAUGAGCAGAUCAUCAAACCUACCACCAACCACAUCCACAUAGAUAGAGUUGAUGAAGCUCUACUGCGCCCUUUGAACUUUGAUUUAUACAUCCACAAGUCUUCACCUCAGCCAAAAGCGUUACCAGAUGGAGGAGAGAUUGUGCUGCUUGAUUCAUCAAAACAAAAACCAUCGGUGGAUUUUGAUGCUAUAAACAACAGGGCAUAUCAGAGCGACAUUCUUGUGUCAAGGAGACAGUGCAUGCCUGAGGGUGUACUUAGUUUAGUUGAUUCAACGACAAGAAUAUCAUCGAUGUAUUUUGAUGCUCCAGACAAUAGUGCACAUCUUGUGAGGGCAUAUCAGAGUGGCCCUAUUGUGUUUAAUUCGGAAAAGAUAGAUGCGGGAGAGGGAUUAAACAGAGAAUGCUUAAGUAAGAGUGCUCUUAGUUCAGAUGAUUCAACAAAACCAAGGUCGUUGCCAGAUUUCGAUGCUACAGAAAACAAAGCGGCGAAGGUCUAUACCAGACAGGGAAGGGGUUGUUGGGAUUCCAUGGGAUUCGAACAACGGACGACGUUGGAGGAGUUGGGAAUGGACCCAGAAAACGAGGGCAUAAUUUCUGACUUGUUGAGAUUUGUGAGGGAUAAGGAGGAGUUGUACAAGGAGGCAGGCAAGGAUUGGAAGAAGGGUUACUUGUUGUACGACUCUCCUGGUACUGAUAGAUCAAGCUUAAUCGCUGCCAUGGCGAACUUUCUUGAAUUUGACAUCUAUGAUUUGGAUCUUACGGGUUUGACCUCCAUCUCAGAACUGACGAAUGUGCUGGUCUCCAUCAGGAAUCGCUCCUUAAUUGCUAUUAAAGAUUUUGAUCUCUGGUUUGCGAUGCUUCCCAAUCUCAAGAAUGAGUUGACGUGCUCAGGUUUGUUGAAAAUCAUUCAUGGCUUGUUGUUGAGCUGUGGGGAUGAGCGGAUCAUCAUACUUACCACCAACCAUGACCACAUAGACAGUGUUGACGCGGCUUUACUGCGCUCUUUGAACAUUGAUUUAUACAUUCACACGUCUUCACCUCAGCCUAAAGCCUUACCACAAGGAGGAGAGAUUGUGCUGCUUGAUUCAUCAGAACAAAAGCCGUCGGUCGAUUUUUAUCCUACAAACAACAAGGCAUAUUGGAGUGACGUUCUUGUGCCUAAUUCAAAGGAUGAAAAUACGCGAGAGGCAUCAAGGAGACAGUGCAUGCCUGUGCGUGUACUUAGUUUAGUUGAUUUAACAGAAAGAAUAUCAUCGAUGGAUUUCGAUGCUUCGAACAAUAGGGUACAUCUUGUGAGGGCAUAUCAGAGUGGCCCUGUUGUGUUUAAUUCGGAGAAGAAAGAUAUGGGAGAGGUAAGCAGAGAAUGCUUAACUAAGAGUGUACUUUGUUUAGAUGAUUCAAGCAAACAAAAAUCGUUGUCCGAUCUUGCCGUUACAGGGAAAAAAAUACAUCUUGUCAGAGCAUAUCAGAGUGGCUCUGUUGUGUCUCUUUCAGAUGAUAAAAAUAGGGGAGAGGUGUUAAAGAGAGAAUGCAUCUCUAAGAGUAUACUUGGUUUAGAGGAUCUUCAACAACAUUCUGGUGGUAGACGUGAUGCUGCUGCAAAGAGCUUUUGCUGAAUUCACACGGCAGAUUCCUUUGCACGGAUAUCGUUCGAAGUACUCGAAACUCUUCCGACCCGGGAACAGCCUAAUGACUGUGUACCCUUACUGUCACUGAGAAGAUUAACACUUGAGGAUUGUGUACAACAAGAGAAAUC
Messenger RNA from Rhododendron vialii, 3650 nucleotides. RefSeq lists its product as uncharacterized. Gene Ontology annotation, cellular component: plasma membrane; plasmodesma. Gene Ontology annotation, molecular function: ATP binding; transmembrane receptor protein tyrosine kinase activity; ATP hydrolysis activity. The transcript has 4 exons. The coding region runs from base 106 to 3510 and encodes 1134 amino acids. The record is from RefSeq and is a predicted model, not a curated record. Lineage: Eukaryota; Viridiplantae; Streptophyta; Magnoliopsida; Ericales; Ericaceae. Gene Ontology annotation, biological process: protein autophosphorylation.